Molecule: messenger RNA, 2106 nt
Organism: Sphaerulina musiva SO2202
Lineage: Eukaryota; Fungi; Ascomycota; Dothideomycetes; Mycosphaerellales; Mycosphaerellaceae
Exons: 1
Coding region: 517-1926 (469 amino acids)
Biological process (GO): protein transport; protein modification process; endosome to lysosome transport
Cellular component (GO): ESCRT I complex
Molecular function (GO): ubiquitin binding
Source: RefSeq, a predicted model, not a curated record
AUGACAACGACAGCUUCCAUUGGACUGCCGUGGACGAGCGGCGAGGACAUGACGUGAGGUGAACACUGAACACGGCAAAAGCGCCAGCAUAAAAGCUCUCGAGACAUCACCACCAUCACCACCACCAUCAACAACGACCAUGGCACAAACGAGCGCUGCGAUCCCGGACAAGGUGCUGUCAUGGCUGUACAGCGUGCUGCAUGUGCGUGGACAGGCCGACUGAGGUCGAAGGACGGAAGAGAUAGAGAGACAUGAUCUGAUGGUGCCGGCCAGGAAUACCACGACGCGCAACGCACCUACUCCGACGCCGCGCGCACCCUCUCGCUCUACCCGUCGUUCGCCCCGCGCACCGACGUAUACACCCACGUGAAUGGCACGUCUGCCCUGUUGUUGACGCUCGCAGGCACUCUGCCCGUGGUCUUUCGUGGCACGACGUACCAUUUCCCACUCAAGAUCUGGCUGCCCCAUGCCUACCCGUUGGAGGCCCCGAACAUAUACGUUACGCCGCGCCAGGACAUGGCGGUCCGGCCUGGCCAGCAUGUAGGGGUCGAUGGCCGAGUGUAUCAUCCCUACUUGAGAGAUUGGGCCAAGGUGUGGGACCGGGCGAGCCUGGCGGAGUUUCUGGGCUAUCUGCAGCACAUCUUCGGCAAGGAGCCGCCAGUGGUCAGUCGAGCGCAGGAGAUGGCCCAGGAACGAAACCAUCAAGCGGGGCCCGGAGCACCACCACCUCCUCCACCUAAACAGCCCGCGGCAAGUGUAGCGGCACCAUCGAGAAGCGCAAGCCUUAACAGCCCUCCACCGAUACCCCCGAAACCUGGAGCUGGAGCUGGCGUUGCACCCGCCCCCGGCGAGGAGUAUGCAGAGACGCCACAGGCAUUGCGAGAUGUGUACAGAGAUGGACCGCCAUUGCCUCCUCUCCCCCACGAGAUGGCGCGAAAUCAACGUGUCUCCUCACUAUCAUCGAACCGCUAUCCACCGGCGUCGAUUAAUCCAUCCCUACCAUAUGCCGCGUCGCCUUCUGGAUACCAGCAUGGACAUCAGAUCAGUCCUCCCUUUCCCCAGGGUCAGCACCGUCAACAUCAGCUCUAUCAGGUGACCAGGGACAACAGCCCUGUUUCUCCAAUAUCACCACCUCAAGGGGUCUCUGAACUCCCUGCAAAUCGAUACGCUCAGCAAGCGCCUCCGCCUCGACCUACGUACUAUGGCACGGCUCAGUCAGUCCAUGAUCCAACUCCUCAUCAUGGGUCACACGCACACCAAGCACAAGUUCAGCACCAGCCGUAUGCGCAGCAACAUUACGGUCAACAACAGCAACCGCAGCAGCAGACCCAGCCAAAACACUUCGCUCCUGAUUUGCUCACUGAUCCGUUCGAGGUGGCAAUGCCGACAAUUGCCGCUCAGCAAAACAUACCAGCGCCUCCCAUACCUCCCAACCCCGAGAAAGAGCAACUCUUCGAAGCCCUCUCUUCCAUACUCGUACAGCAAGCACGGUCCAAAAUUGGGCAAUCAUUAGCUUUCAUUCCUCCAUUGCAAGCUCAGCAGCAAGCUAUUCAGACAAUGCAGCAACGCCUGGACGGCGAGAUCCGACAGCUCGAACAUCUCGAACAAGCACUUGCCAACAACGAAUCAAUCCUCCACCAAAGCAUUCAGGCCUGCGAUCGCACGAUCAAUACAGCAAUGUCGAAGAAACAGCCUCCCAUCGAUGAAGUCUUGGUUGCACCAACUAUGGUAGCGAAUCAAUUAUGGACACUUUGUGCCGAAGAGGCCGCUUGUAGGGAGGCCAUGUAUGUGCUACAAAAGGCGAAUGAUAGAGGCAGAGUCACUGGGGAUGUCUUCAUACGGCAGAUGAGAGCGCUGGGAAGAGAGUGCUUCACGAAAAUGGCAUUGUCGAGGAAGAUCGCAACGGGUAUGGGUUUGAUCACAUAAAUCCUGGUCAGAGACUCUUCCCGUCUUUUCUUUGAUGGCAGGGAUCGUCAUCGAAGGUUGCUUUUGAAUAAGAACAAUUAUCAGAGAUGAUCAACGUAUGCAGGACAUGGGAGUUGACUCUUCUGCUUUGGCUUGCUUCGGACUUACAGACCCCGUAACCAUUUUCCAUCGUGUGGGCAA